Molecule: messenger RNA, 207 nt
Organism: Geodia barretti
Lineage: Eukaryota; Metazoa; Porifera; Demospongiae; Tetractinellida; Geodiidae
Source: the annotation of a GenBank genome assembly
AUGCCCGUCGAUCCCGUCUGCAAGACCGAAAUCAACGAAUCCAGCGCCCGCGCCACCACCGGCCAGACCAUGCACGGCGCCAACGAGGUUGACCCCAACGCCGGCACGCGCAGCUUCUACAACGGCGAGUGGUACUAUUUCUGCAGCCUGGAGUGCCGUACCAAGUUCCUCACGGCGCCCAAUACCUACACCGAAACUAGCCUGUGA